AUGAGUAAAUUUGGCGCCGAAUCCGAGUCGGAAGAGAUAGCACUAGAACAGAGGGAGCAGUCUGUUGUGAGUGAGGAUACAGACCGUUCGCAUGCAAUUCUAAUGCAUAAAUCAGACAAGAGCGGAGAGAGCAUUGGUGGAAAAGCGCGGCUUCAAAUGCUUGCGCAAAGGGUCAUCCACAUUAACAGAUUGACCGUGUCUUCCGAGAAAUUCUGGGAACCGGGAGCCGAAGCUGGUGUUGAUGUCAAUAGUAUGGACUUUAAUGACAUUGAUGCACCAUGUAAGAUAUUCUGCGCGGAUUUUAACAAAAGCAAGUAUACCAUAGAUGAAAAUCUAAAGAACCAUACUCUCAAGUCAUUCCUAAAAAAAAAGCGGCCCGAUUGGAGUAAAGUGAGAUGGAUUAACGUUGACGGCGUUUCCUGGGAUGUAAUAAAGGCACUCGCAAUUGAAUACAAUCUACAUCCGCUGUCAAUAGAGGAUUGUCUCCACGAACCGCAACGCAUCAAGUGCGAUCAUUACUCAAACCACAUGUACAUUUCGCUUAUUCUCCACACGCUCAUUAGUCAAGAUGGAGAAAAUGUCUCGGAAGAUCUGGUCAGUGCGCCGGGUCAUGAUUCGAAAAGUACUUCCCCGACAAAUUCUCGUAAGAAUUUAUUAGAACACGGUCAUCGCGAAGGUAGUAAAUACUUGGAGGCGCACAAGCUGCUGAGGAAAGAGAAAUUGAACGUUAUUGUUGAGCAUGUUAGCAUUUUUAUGAUUUCCGGAGGCACUCUUAUUACUGUGUUCCAGCACGGUGGGAAUAGUGUCUAUUCCCCAAUUUGUAAUAGACUAAAACGCACAGGGACCCUUCUGCGAACAUCAGAAGAUGUCAGUUUGCUUAUGGAAGCUGUCAUAGACGCGAUUGUAGAUCUUGCUCUGCCGAUUACUGACUCUUACCGGCACCAAAUUGCCGAUUUGGAAGGCAAAAUCUUGAUUCGACCGAAAAUGCAAUAUACUCGAGAACUUCAUAUUAUUACUGGUGAGCUGACCCUGCUCAGAAGGACUUUGGGGCCAAUACAGGGUCUAGUUAAUAAUAUGAACCAGCAUCAUGAUGAAAACCAUUUCAUUAGCGAGAUGGCGAAAACAUAUUUCACGGAUGUGCUGGAUCACUGUAAUACUAUCGUGGAUGAUUUAGAUACGAUGACUACUAUAUCUGAGAACUUGAUUAACAUGACUUUCAAUGCUAUUUCAUAUGAGACGAAUGAGUAUAUGCAAGCUGUUGCCCUAAUGACUGUUAUUUUCUCACCGAUGACUUUCGUGGCAGGAUUCUUUGGUAUGAACUUUACAAACUUCCCUGAACUCGAUAACGGACUUCCCUACUUUUGGAAAUGGACAGCCAGUUUUACUUUGGCAAUAUUUAUUCUGUUUAACUAUAAACCUUUGGUUCGGUUAUCUAUGAGGUUUG
Messenger RNA from Paraglomus brasilianum, 1444 nucleotides. The record is from the annotation of a GenBank genome assembly. Lineage: Eukaryota; Fungi; Glomeromycota; Glomeromycetes; Paraglomerales; Paraglomeraceae.